CUCUCCGCCAGAUGAUGGCACGGUCAGACCUGGGCGGAACAAGUAGAAAAGGGGGCUGGAUAAAAUCGUGCAGGAGUCCGCCAAUAACAGCUCGAGCUGGAGCCUGCUCAGUACUACAGAGCCACGGUGAGGUGUCUCCGCGCGUCGCACACGGUUGGGAACCGGGAGAAAUCACAAGUAGGCUACACAGGGAGGAAGCCGAUGAGAUCUGAUACGGCGUCGAUUGCAAAGACAGCACGGACUCUGGCUUAUUCCUUCAGGUGGCAUUAACUCCCAGCCCUGUAAAAGGAUCCCACUGUUGGGCUCUCCUCAGCUCUCCCGUUUGCCAAACCCAAAUCACGACAAGACACUGCGCGUACCUAAAAGGACAAGAGGGUUUGUUUGGUGUUUAUGGGAGUUUCAGCUGGAUUAUCACUUUCAACAAAUACACACAAGUGGGCAGCCGCCGCCGCCGCCGCCGCCGGAGUCAAAUCAGGGGAUUACAAUUGUUUGUAAAAGCUCUUGGUUGUGCUUGCAGCGUCUUCUUCCCUGAGCAGCAGAGAGCAAAGUGCUGAUAAAUCUACUCCACCUGGACUUUUGGACCUGAGUAAGGAGCUUCUCGGUGAAGUGCACUUGACAAAAGCGGCCCCGACAAGAUCUAGGGAGACCGAAUUCGUACUUGAGCAGCUGAGAGGGAAACUAAAAAUCCUGAGAACAUGCCUCUUGCUCAGAUCGCGGAGCCAUGGCCCACUAUGGAACUAUUACAGCUGGAAACGGAGAAUGGGCAGAGCAUUGCUGAGGAUGGAGUCACGCCUGCUGUCAAGGAAGAUGGAGAUAUCAAGGAGAUCAACAUUACCCAUGUGGUCAAGGAGGGCUCAGAGAAGGCUGAUGCCUCUCAGUUUGAACUGCUCAAAGUGUUGGGACAGGGAUCCUUUGGCAAGGUGUUCCUGGUGCGAAAGGUGACCAAUCCCGAUGCCAACCAGCUCUAUGCCAUGAAGGUCCUCAAAAAGGCCACACUCAAAGUGAGAGACCGUGUGAGAACCAAGAUGGAGAGAGACAUCCUGGCAGAUGUCAACCACCCAUUUGUUGUCAAACUGCACUAUGCAUUCCAGACUGAAGGGAAGUUGUACUUGAUCCUGGACUUUCUCAGAGGAGGUGAUCUCUUCACUCGACUCUCCAAAGAGGUUAUGUUCACAGAGGAGGAUGUGAAGUUUUAUCUAGCAGAGCUGGCAUUAGGACUGGACCACCUCCAUGGCCUGGGCAUCAUUUACAGGGACCUCAAACCUGAAAACAUUCUCCUGGAUGAGGAGGGACAUAUCAAACUUACAGAUUUUGGUUUGUGUAAAGAAGCCAUUGAUCAUGAGAAGAAAGCAUAUUCCUUCUGCGGUACUGUGGAGUACAUGGCACCGGAGGUUGUGAACAGGCAGGGACACGACCACAGUGCCGACUGGUGGUCAUUUGGAGUACUAAUGUUUGAGAUGUUGACCGGAGCGCUGCCAUUCCAAGGGAAGGACCGCAAAGAAACUAUGAACCUGAUUCUGAAGGCGCGUCUGGGAAUGCCUCAGUUCCUGAGUGCGGAGGCCCAGUCUAUGCUCAGGGCUUUGUUCAAGAGGAACCCUGCCAACAGACUGGGAUCUGGUGCUGAUGGUGCAGAAGAGCUCAAACGGCAUGGUUUCUUCUCCACCAUAGACUGGAAUAAACUCUUCAGAAGAGAAUUAAAACCUCCGUUCAGACCGGCGGUGGCGCGUCCAGACGACACCUUCUACUUUGACUCUGAGUUCACCUCCCGCACCCCUAAAGACUCCCCCGGCGUGCCCCCCAGUGCCGGAGCUCACCAGCUCUUCCGAGGCUUCAGCUUUAUUGCGUCGACUCUGUUGGAGAAGGAAGGUUCAGUGGAGCCAGCCAAGGCCCCUCCGCACCCAGUAGUCCAGCAAUUACACGGGAAGAACCUGCUGUUCAGCGAUGGCUACAUAUUGAAGGAAGACAUUGGCAUGGGCUCCUUCUCUGUCUGUAAACGAUGUAUCCACAAAGCCACCAACACAGAAUACGCUGUCAAGAUGAUUGAUAAGACCAGUACAGACCCCUCUGAGGAGAUUGAGAUUCUACUUAGAUAUGGACAGCACCCCAACAUCAUCACACUGAAGGAUGUGUACGACAACGGUAAGCAGGUGUUCAUGGUGACGGAGCUGAUGCGUGGAGGAGAGCUGCUGGAUCGGAUCCUCAAACAGAAGUUUUUUUCGGAGAGAGAGGCCAGCGCUGUGCUUCACACCAUCACCAAGACUGUAGAGUACCUACACUCACAGGGGGUGGUGCACAGAGACCUGAAGCCCAGCAACAUCCUCUAUGUUGACGAGUCGGGGAAUCCAGAGUCAAUCAGGAUCUGUGACUUUGGCUUUGCUAAGCAAUUGCGUGCCAACAACGGCCUGCUGAUGACUCCGUGCUACACUGCUAACUUUGUAGCUCCUGAGGUGUUGAAGCGUCAGGGCUAUGAUGAAGGAUGUGACAUCUGGAGUCUGGGAGUCCUGCUGUACACCAUGAUGGCCGGUUUUACUCCAUUUGCCAACGGACCUGAGGACACCCCAAAUGAGAUCCUGAACAGGAUAGGCAACGGUCACUUCAGUCUGACUGGAGGCAACUGGGACACUGUGUCCGAGGCGGCCAAGGACCUUGUGUCCAAGAUGCUUCAUGUGGACCCCCAUCAGAGACUGACUGCUAAGCAGGUCCUCAAACAUACCUGGAUUGUUCAACGAGACAAACUACCCAACAGCCAGCUCCCACACCAGGAUCCCAAACUGGUCAAGGGUGCGAUGGCAGCCACCUACUCUGCCCUGAAGAACUCCCAACCAACUCCAGAGCUCAAGCCCAUUGAGAGUUCCUUCCUAGCUCAGAGGCGCGUUAAAAAGCUUCCCUCCACCUCCCUGUAGAGACUCAAAUCCACCAAUCGGCUCACUGGAGACUGACCAAAACUGCACCUCCUGACUCCAACCACCCAGUUAGCACCGGGACUCAAGUGUCCACCCGCCUCUACCAGCCAAGGAACACUGACUGUGGUCAGUUGUCCUGCUCUUGCUAUCAUCCUCCUUGUACGGGCUUGUCAGCUGCUGUUUGCCAGUCUCCUUGGACUAGCAAAAGAUCGUGAAGAUAGAUGGGAGUGAUGAGGG
This is a messenger RNA of Perca flavescens (yellow perch), 3140 nucleotides long. It is a transcript of the gene rps6ka1, whose product is annotated as ribosomal protein S6 kinase a, polypeptide 1. Gene Ontology annotation, molecular function: magnesium ion binding; ATP binding; protein serine/threonine kinase activity. The transcript is spliced from 22 exons. Bases 696 to 2903 code for a protein of 735 amino acids. Gene Ontology annotation, biological process: intracellular signal transduction; protein phosphorylation. Lineage: Eukaryota; Metazoa; Chordata; Actinopteri; Perciformes; Percidae. The record is from RefSeq and is a predicted model, not a curated record.